Varanus komodoensis (Komodo dragon) is the source of this 2039-nucleotide messenger RNA. RefSeq names its product tubulin folding cofactor C (gene TBCC). Gene Ontology annotation, cellular component: cytoplasm. Gene Ontology annotation, biological process: tubulin complex assembly; post-chaperonin tubulin folding pathway. Lineage: Eukaryota; Metazoa; Chordata; Lepidosauria; Squamata; Varanidae. Gene Ontology annotation, molecular function: tubulin binding. The record is from RefSeq and is a predicted model, not a curated record. The coding region runs from base 76 to 1104 and encodes 342 amino acids. The transcript has a single exon.
GGUGUACGGGACCAAUCAGCGACGCUCUUAGUUCAAGGUGGGGACAGAAGCCGCGCCUGCAAGCAAGGACGGAAGAUGGAGGCUGUUUCUGAGUCCAUGGUGCCGGCGGAGAACGACCACCUAUCCAGUCUCACCCCCGUAGUUCCCGAUAGGCUCCAGCAGCGAGAAGCGGGGCGGCGGGAGGAGGUGGAACGGCGGCGGCGGGAACGCGACGCGCAAGUGGUGCAAGAGGAGCAGAGCGAUUUCUUCACCGCCGCCUUCGCUCGCGAGCAGGAAGCCGCCGAGGCUUUGCUGGCAGCGGCGGUAGAGGAGCCGGGCCAGGGCGCCGAGACCGUAGCUGAGGCGGCCCGGAGGCUGCAGGACUUGCAGCGGCUGCUGACGGACUCGGUGCGCUUCUUGCCUCCAUACGAGGUUCGGCAGGCGCAGGCGACACUGAACCGGCUGCAAAGCACUCUGGACGCGCGGCGCCUCCAACUGCAGCCCAAGAAGCGCUUCGCUUUCAAAAAGGCCCUCAAAAAGGAGCCCGCCGCGAAUCCUCCGAAGCCUUCCGCUCAGCCGUCGGCUCGGGAAGGCCGCAAUGAGGCGGCCUAUUCUUCACCGGCGGAUCCUGGCUGUGGGUUCAGCCGAGCCGAGGGACAAGAGCUGGAGAUGGGACCGGCCGAGCUGCUGCAGCAGGACGUGGUAUUGUCCCAGCUGAACCGCUGCCGAGUGCGCCUCCGCGGCAACCCCAACACUCUUCUGGUACGCGACUGCCGGGAUUGCAUGGUGCUUUGUGGGCCCGUGUCGACAUCGGCACGGGUGGACGGCUGCAGCGGGUGCGUCCUGGCACUUGUCUGCCAGCAGCUCCGAACACACUGCACCACCAACUCGAGCUUCUACGUACAGGUGACCUGCCGAGCUAUGCUAGAAGACUGCAGUGACGUCCGCUUCGCCCCAUAUACUUGGAGUUAUGCGGGCAUCGACGCCGAUUUCGAGACUUCCAAACUCGAUAGAAGCAGGGACAACUGGAACCUGGUCGAUGACUUCAACUGGCUGGCAAGGAAUGAAGCCUCUCCCAACUGGAGGGUGAUCCCUGAAAAUGAGAGGAUUAUUGACUGGAAGUGACCUGUCACUGCUUUCUCUCAAAGGGCCUCUGUGUUUUAGAAAAAUAAAUCAUCUUAAGAAGAGAUGGAACUAGAGUUGCAAUAAGAGAGACCUGACUGAUACCUUUAAUGUUCUGUAUCUGUUUCAGCAAUGUAAUGAGCUUGCCAAAACACUUACACAGUGCUCUUGCUAAUGGAUGAAAUGUGCUGGUGCUCAUUUCUUCUGUUUUGUGGGCUCUAAGAAUAAUUUGGGUCUGUUUUACAGCUUUGUUGCAAAAUAAAAACACUGUCAUUGAUGUGCAAGUUUGUUUUUAGUUUCAGUUAUCAUGAUGUAUUUCAAAGGAACGUGACUCUAGGGCAAAUUUAAGAAAAUGCAAACCAAACUUAUACAUGCAUUCGGCAUAAUUCUAUGAAAGCUUAGCACUUUAAGCAUGGGAAAGUUAUGCAUAUGAGUUAUUCCCCUGUUGAUUUUAGUAGCCUAUAACAGGUCUGAAAUCUGGCUAGAUUGUGUCAGCUGUUAAGAUUCCUCUUACACUUUAUAUGAGAACUUGCUUUCACAGACUUAGCAGAAUUUCACAUUUGGGUUGUUCUUGUGCAAGUGUAUACAGGUCCAGGCAUUUCAAUAAUAUACUAUUUUUGCAAAUGUCAUAUUUGAUAAAAGCAGUUUGUUUCUCAUUAGAGGCAGUAUCUUUCUCUGCUUGUUAGUUGACAUCAAUGUUGUUGGACUACUUAAGUACAUAAAAUUGGAGUUCAUUAUUGUGCACCAUCAAAAAAGUAAUUUCCAGUACCAAAAUCCUCUCCUUUGUAGUGAUGUAUAGUUUUGAAAAUACUCAUGACCCUCAGCCUCUGUUCUACAAAAUCACAUUUUUGUUUGUUUUUUACUUGUUUUUCUUCCAAAAUAUGUUGUGUCUGGUAAGAAUAACUAAUGACUUCUCAAAUUAAAAAAGUCAUACUGAA